AUGAAACCCUUGAUUGACGGUAUAAUUAGAGUGGGAUCGGAUUUGGGUUUUAUUAUUGCUUUGAUAGUCACCAAUACCGUUCUGCAGAAUGUUGAUCCGUACAAAAGAGGAUACUUUGUUCAAGAUGAAUCAAUCAAAAAACCAUUUAGACAGAACACUAUCUCAAGUACUGUCCUUUAUGUAGUUUCCUCACUACUAAUACUGAUUACGAUAGUUGUCGGUGAAGUAAUUGUUAGUGCAAAAUCUUUAAGAAAAACUCAUCAUAGAAUACCGGUGGUUUUGUAUCCAAUUUAUGAUUCUCUUAUUGUUGCUUGUUUUGGCUACUUUGCUACUAUCGGUCUUACGGAUGUAGGUAAAGUUUCAUUUGGUCGUCUCCGUCCAAAUUUUCUUGAUGCAUGCAAACCUUCUGACCUUCAAACUACGAUCUUGGGUUUUGUUGGUAAUUUUACUUGUUCAUCAGACAAAUCAAGUGGCCUGAGAAAAUCUUUCCCAUCUGGACAUACCUCAAUUGCAAUAUAUACUGCUAUAUUUCUAUGUCUUUAUAUUCAACUGAGAUUUUCACAUUCUCGCAUGUAUCCGGGUGUAAGAACAUGUUUUCAAAUGAUUUAUGUCGCUCUUGGAUUAGUUGUUGGAUAUUCACGUAUUAUCGAUAAUAAACAUCAUUGGUCUGAUGUACUUGGUGGUGGACUAUUAGGAUUUUUCGUAGCACUAAGUACCCUAUAUUACCUACCGUAUGUUGGAGACACUGGAAAUUCUCUGCCUACUUACAGAGAUGAUCAAGUGACAGUGGAAUUUGAAGUACCCGAGAAUUCGGUCUUCAGUCCAACUGACAAAUCUUCACAAUAGGUUAGCCACUACUCUUCAUAAAUAUAUUUAUCCUUCUUUUUUUUUUAAAGUUUCAAGGGAUGAUAAUAUGAAUCUAUUUUCGAUACUGGACUCCCUGUUCAUAAUAAAUGUUGACUACUGGAUUUUCACACUCAUUCAUAUUGGUUGAUACAUAUAUUAAUUGUACAACUAUGUUCUAGAGAGAAUUCAGUUAGUAUAU
Schistosoma guineensis is the source of this 1045-nucleotide messenger RNA. NCBI's taxonomy places the organism in Eukaryota, Metazoa, Platyhelminthes, Trematoda, Strigeidida, Schistosomatidae. The record is from the annotation of a GenBank genome assembly.